AUGCGGUGUUUGAGUGCUGAAGCUUCUGUGGAGAAGAGCGUGUUGUUGGCGAGUGCCAUAUUGACAUGUGAUGUGAAUGGUCGGCCGGUGGAUAUGGUGAAGGCCUUUAAGUCGCUUGAACCGUGGGACACAGUAAGCACGGUGAUGGUUUACGGUUUCAACCUUCUCGACCAAGUCCCGGACUUGGUAGUUGGGUUGCCGGGCGUGGAGCAUGUUGACCUGUCCACUGAGGAGCUGAAGGAACUGCACGAGGAGAUUAGGACCAACACGCAGUUGCGUGGAGGUAUCCUGAAGACGGAGAGUGAAUGCUUGCACGCGAUUGCCCAAGUGUGUCAAAGGCACCCAACGACAUGUGGAGCUUCGGCGGAGAUCGGGCAGGCAAUCAGUAAGUGGGUAGAAGGUAUUCGGACCCUGGGGAAAACAGGGUGCUGUACAUACCCUGAAACGGACGCCACUAAAAUUGAAGACCUGGAAUUCAUGCUUAUAGCUCUCUUCCGAUUCUUGGGAAAAGAUGUUCAUACGCACGUCACUGUACCAUCACUACAGCAGUGCAACCCAAACGCGGCCAUACCUGGUGCGUGGGAAUGUGCAAGGUUCGACUUGGAUGCUCGUGUGUACGCACCCACUAUGACGAAGAUUUACGCUACGGCGCUGAGCCAAAUCGAGUACGAUGAGAGGAUGGGAAAACUGGCUGUGCCCAUUAAGCCUGACCACCAUUAUACUUUUUGUUGA
Molecule: messenger RNA, 732 nt
Organism: Gregarina niphandrodes
Lineage: Eukaryota; Apicomplexa; Conoidasida; Eugregarinorida; Gregarinidae
Exons: 1
Coding region: 1-732 (243 amino acids)
Source: RefSeq, a predicted model, not a curated record